Messenger RNA from Ambispora leptoticha, 1209 nucleotides. Lineage: Eukaryota; Fungi; Glomeromycota; Glomeromycetes; Archaeosporales; Ambisporaceae. The record is from the annotation of a GenBank genome assembly.
AUGAGUGGGACUACAACCGAACAAGAACAGACACAAAAACCCAAACCUAAUUAUAGCUCUGCUUUACCUACAAAAUCUAUUCUCACACAUUCUUCGCGUAGUCGAUUCCGAGGUGGUAAAUCUACCGCACAAAAUCACGAGUUGUGCGAUUCUUGUCAUGGGGCGGGACACUUGAUUUGUUGCGACGGGUGUCCUAGAGCUUUUCAUUUUUUAUGCGUUAAUCCGCCUCUCGACUACAAUCACCCUCCUGAGGGAAACUGGUAUUGCGUCGUGUGCAGUGUUGAAAGGAAUCCUCCUCCGAAAGCACCGCCUGGUCUCUUUUCUGAACUUUUUGAUCAUGUGCGUAGGAUUAACCCUGUUCAAUUUGAAUUACCCACAUGGAUUAAAGAUUCAUUUGAAGGAGUUACAACCGAACCUACGGGGCAUUAUCCUGACUACACGCAAUUACAAGAUGAAAAAGGCAAUUAUAUUUAUUGUCAUUGGUGCCGCAAACCUCCCUCGCGCCAAAAACCUGCGAUCCCUUGCGAUUAUUGUCCAAUGUAUUGGCAUUUGGAUUGUUUAGACCCACCAUUAGUCAAACGUCCUAGCCUAUAUAAAAAAUGGAUGUGUCCAUGUCAUGUUGAUCAUCUCCUACCAAAGGUUCGACGAUUAAAGAAUUCAAAGGAUGAUUUAACGGAAAUUUUAGGAACAGAUAAUACAGCAUUAACCUUUGAGACGGGAGAAUAUGAUGAAAAUGGAAAAUAUAUUAUACCAGAAAUAUUACGAGAACAGAUGAAAGCAAGAGCAGCAGCCAGAAAUUCAGAUUGGGAUCCUUUAGGCUAUCCUGUUUCAGAUAACGAAGAUGAUGGGUUCGAAAACGGUGUUUCCGUUGAGAAUGUAACAGAACUUAACGAUGAUGAAGAUAUUGGUGGCGAUUUGUCAGAUGGAGUAUCAGAAUUGACAGACAUAUCAGAUAUUCAGUCGAUAAUAAGCGAUUUAUCAGAUACGAAACCCGAAGAUAGAAAACCUGAAGAAUCAAACAGCGAAAACGUUGGCACUAGAGUGGUCAGUGUUCGAAGUUCUCAGGAAAAGAAGAGGAAUUGUAAGGACCGCGGAGACGAUUGUGAUGACAAUCAUAAUGAUGAAGAAGGGGCUGGCAAGAAACGAAGGAAGAUGUCUGAUAAGGGAACCGACAAUUUAUGGCUUUUGGUUAAUGCUGCCUUGCCAUAA